This is a messenger RNA of Physcomitrium patens, 3199 nucleotides long. RefSeq lists its product as uncharacterized. Gene Ontology annotation, biological process: protein phosphorylation. The record is from RefSeq and is a predicted model, not a curated record. Gene Ontology annotation, molecular function: ATP binding; protein kinase activity. Lineage: Eukaryota; Viridiplantae; Streptophyta; Bryopsida; Funariales; Funariaceae. Gene Ontology annotation, cellular component: chloroplast.
UCAGGGCCACGGGCUUCGUGAAUCUGGCUGGGGCCCAGGACAAAAAUUGGGUUGCAAUUUGUCGCAGUAGAUGGUGUGCGUGUUCGAGACGAACCUUACCUUGCCCGACGUGUUGUGGAGAGAAAGAGAGAGCGAGAUUUGAGAUAGAGGUUUGAGAGAAAGAUUCGAGAAAGGGAUUUGAGGAAGGAUGUGUGGGAGUAGUGUUGUAGGAAUUGGGGCUGUAGCUCACGCGAGGAAGAGGCUUUGAGGUGAAGAAGCGCAUCUCGGGAGAGUUGUGAGGAGUUCGUUGCGGGAGUUUUUGUUAGCGAGAGCGUCUUUUGAGGUGGGUUUCGUGAGAGUAUUGCCUGCGUGACGGUGUUCUGUGUGCGACAUUUAGGGCGAAGAUGGGAACUGGGUUGGAGGCUUGUGGGAAGGUGAGGACAGGCAAUCGCGUGUCCCAAGUGUUGAGGUCGUCGCAGUCCCAAUUCUUGAGUCCGUCGUCGAGCUGCUUCGUGAGGCCGUUUGGGCGGAAGUCGGGAUUGAUCGGUAAGGUUUCCGGGCGGGCGCGGGCCGUGGUGACGCGUGACCCGCCUCGCAGCGCAGCGGUGAGUGGAGGAAGUGGGAGCUCCAAUGGGGCCGCGAAUGGUGUGGUCAACAAUCCCGUGAUGAAAGGGCGGUCGAUGAGAGUGGGAGAGAUGGCAGAGGAAAUGAAGAGGAUGCGGGCCCAAAUGGAGGAAGACGAGCAGGUCGCAUCUCUCAUGCGUGGUCUCCGUGGCCAGAACCUUUCAGAUUCGCAAUUUGCAGCGGAUGACGUUGUGAUGCGUCUUGUCGAGGUAGAUAAUGUACAAGGCGAAGAUAGCCUGCCACUUGUCUACGAUCCUGAAACUAUUGCCGCAUACUGGGGCAAGCGCCCUGGAUCUGUUGCGACUCGUAUUGCUCAACUACUCGGAGUCGCAGGUGGAUUUUUGUCGCGAAUUGCAAUGGACAUUAUAACGAAAAAAGUGAAGGAGAAUGAAGUGAAGCGAGCAAUUGAACUCCGGGAGAUUGUAACGUCACUUGGUCCAGCCUACAUUAAGCUUGGACAAGCUCUUAGUAUUCGGCCUGAUAUACUCUCUCCUUCUGCCAUGACUGAGUUGCAAAAGCUUUGUGAUAAGGUUCCUUCAUUUCCGAAUGAUGUAGCCAUGGCGCUUAUUGAAUCUGAGUUGGGGAAACCCUGGCAAGAAGUUUACUCUGAGCUAACUGAAUCCCCAAUAGCGGCAGCUUCAUUGGGUCAAGUGUAUAAGGGAAAACUUCUCGAGACAGGUGAAACUGUGGCUGUGAAAGUUCAACGACCAUAUGUUUUGGAGACCGUGACAAUUGAUCUCUUUAUCAUCCGUCGUCUGGGUGUUGCUCUUCGCAGAUUCCCUCAGAUUGCUACAGACAUUGUAGGGCUUGUUGACGAGUGGGCAGCUCGAUUUUUUGAAGAGCUGGAUUAUAUCAAUGAAGGAGAAAAUGGGACAAGAUUUGCUGAGCAAAUGAAAGUUGACCUUCCUCAGGUCGUUGUACCCAAGACUUUCACAAAGUACACUUCACGACGGGUUUUGACAACCAGUUGGAUAGAAGGAGAGAAACUCUCACAAAGUACUGCUAGCGAUGUUGGUGAUCUUGUGAACAUUGGAGUUAUCUGCUACCUGAAACAGCUACUGGACACCGGGCUAUUUCAUGCGGAUCCACAUCCUGGCAACCUUAUUCGUACACCUGAGGGCAAACUGGCUAUACUCGACUUUGGCCUUAUGACUCAAAUCACUGAUAACCAGAAGUAUGGAAUGAUUGAAGCCAUAUCUCAUUUGAUUCACCGAGACUAUGAGGCCAUCGUUGAAGAUUUUGUUCUCCUGGAUUUCAUUCCUGAAGGCGUUAAUUUAGCGCCAAUCAUGCCAGUUCUUGCAAAAGUGUUCGAUCAAGCCUUAGAAGGUGGUGGUGCAAAAAAUAUCAACUUCCAAGAGCUUGCCGCGGACCUGGCACAAAUCACUUUCGAUUAUCCUUUUCGAAUUCCACCGUACUUUGCACUUAUUAUCCGUGCAAUUGGUGUACUCGAAGGAAUCGCUUUGGUUGGCAAUCCAGACUUCGCUAUUGUUGAUGAGGCUUAUCCAUAUAUUGCCCAAAGGUUAUUGACGGACCCUUCUCCUAGACUGAGGGAGGCGUUGCGUUAUACCAUAUAUGGGCGAAAUUCAAACUUCGAUGCAGAAAGAUUCAUUGACGUAAUGGAAGCAUUUGAAACGUUUACGGUAGCAGCUAAGAGUGGUGGAGGAGAAGAAAUGCAAGGGAGUUCUGCAUUCUCAGGUGCAGUUGCUGGCAAAUCUCCUGCUGCAGGUGGUUCUUUGGCUCGAGUAGGGCAGCAAGGGGGUGUGCAGACUAGGGCUGCUUUGAGCUUCUUGAUUUCAGAGCAGGGCGAGUUUUUCCGAGAAUUCAUAUUGGAUGAGGUUGUUAAGGGAAUUGAUGCAGUGACACGAGAGGAGCUGGCCAGAAUUGUGAUGACUUUAGGUCUUCAGAGAUUUGACCCUAUCCUAAAUUCUUUUGCUCUACCUGGGUUUCGGAGACAUCUCUCACUUGUGCCCACUGUCACGAAGGAAGAUGAGGUAGUGCUCAACAACAUGCGGCGGGUCGUAGCAUUUCUUUCGUCUGGCUCUCCAGCGUCUCGGUCUAUUUCAGAACAGGGAGACGUGAACCUUCAAGAAGUGUUGAGAGAUUUGCUGCCAGUGCUUCCAGAUGUUGCAAGAAAUAUUCUACCUGACCUCCUGAACCGACUCACAUCCCGGGUUGCAGCCCGUACCCUUCGUGAAAUCUUUCUGUAGUUCGGUCUUUUGAUUCUCAUCAAUUUCAAUUCUAUUAUAUUGUCUUAGGUCAAGAUUCUACAUGUAGGUAAUCACAUAUUUUUUAGUGCACAUCGUUGUACUUGUUAGAUGCGGCUCAGAAGUGUACAUGAACUGCCAUUGUUCAUCAACAUUUGUACAUCAUUCAAUUAGUGACACACACCAGGAGCAUGCCUAGCACGAAUCUAGAUUACUUCUAGGUAUUUUCGAGACCUGUAUUUUAGCCGCUGUUUGUCCAGUAUUCAACUAGGCUGAGACCAGCGUUUGUAAGAGUACCGACUCUCUUUGGAUUCCUGGAAAUCACUUGCAUGGACGCUGAAGUCUUUUCGCAUGUUAUAUUCUUUUACUGCUGUAAAUAUUUACUUGGAAAA